AUGUCGGGCGAAUCGAGAACGUCGACGACUCUGAGUCGCGCCACCCCCGUUGAAAAGCCAACAAAGCCUCUCAUCAUCCUCUGCGAUGGGACCUGGUGUGGUCGAGAGACAAAUACAAGGACGAACAUUUACAAACUUGCCGAAAUGGUUGGGGUUAAUUCCCUCGACAAGCUGGAAGGGGUUCGGUACGCUGAAGGCGUGGGGCUCGGUAGUUCAUUUGCAGAUAGUUACAUCUUCAACGGGGUUACAGCGCAGGAGAUUGCCCACCAAUGCAUCGAGACCUAUCAAUUCAUUGUCGAAAAUUAUACAUACCCCCGCCACGAAAUCUGGAUAUUCGGCCUCUCGAGGGGUGCGUACCUGGCAAGAGCGGUUGCAGGCAUGAUCAACAACUGCGGAAUAGUCCGACCGGUAAAGGUGGACGGGGCCAUCGACGCGCAGCAAACCCACUUACUUUGCGAGGCGGUAUACAAUAUCUAUCGUUCGCCCUAUGAUAUCAACAAGCCACACUCUCCCCAAUCACUGCGAUUCAGGCAGUCAAAGUCAUGGCCCCUUAUUGGUGAUGAAGAUCCGGACGACUCCAACGCUCCAAGAUUCAUUCCACCGAUCAAAUUCAUGGGCCUCUUCGACACGGUCGGCAGCCUGGGCAUACCGGCAUUCACUGGAGGUGUGGGCCUGGAUUGGCCGACCUUCUACAAUCAAAACGUUUCUACCGUCGUCCAGAAUGUCUACCAUGCCGUAUCGCUGCACGACCGGCUCUUUAUCUUCCAAGCUUGCCUUGUCUCUCGCGAUGAAAGGAUCCACAGUGCGCAGGGUUGGAAAGACUUCGGUGUCACACGGCAAGAGUGGCUUCCAGGUGUGCACUAUGACCUCGGUCGCCAGAGGUUCCGAUUUCUCCGGGAGUUCGGGGGUGGGAGACUGGAGACAUUACUGGCGAACUGGAAUCUCGCAAGCAAAGUCAUCGAGCCGAACCAUGUUCUUGCAGACUUUGCCCUACGGUGGAUGUUGCUCGCCGUUCGCGCCCACAAUACCCAGUCGCAGGCCGGGUAUCAGGUCAUACCGGGGAUCGACGGAUUGAUCGAUCAGGUCACCAGGAAUAUUCGAGUGAGAGCUCACGAGCCUGGGAGAGUAGGGAGUGGAGACGUGUAUGGGAACAUUAUUAACUACGUUCCUUUCGGAUCAUUGGUCUUGAAUCUCAUGAGAAUGCUGGGAGGCACCAGGGGCAAGGUCUUCGCUCUCUACCAGCUCUUUUUGGACCUUCGAGAUCGUCUUAUCCCGGAUGACAAGGCGGUCGUAUACAAUUUUCGUCGGUUUGAUUCGGAUAUCGAGGCGUGUAUAGAGGACAUUGGAAGCGUUUGUGAGAAAAGGUAUCCGUCUAAAGCAUAUAUGAAAUGGAACUUGAGGCAGUAGUGUGGAGCAGCAGAAAUCGAGUUGAAGCGGCAAGCUUUAAAAUACUUACCUCCUAGUUGCCCGCGUUUGAUAGAUAGAUUAGUUAUAGCUCUGCGGAUCGGAAGCCAAGCUAUCCACCACACCUUAUAGUCGUUUUUACUUGCGUCCCAUGCGGCAGGAAUUGUGGAGAGGAUGUGCCAGCCCCAGUAUCA
Aspergillus heteromorphus CBS 117.55 is the source of this 1598-nucleotide messenger RNA. RefSeq names its product T6SS phospholipase effector Tle1-like catalytic domain-containing protein. The transcript is spliced from 2 exons. Lineage: Eukaryota; Fungi; Ascomycota; Eurotiomycetes; Eurotiales; Aspergillaceae. The record is from RefSeq and is a predicted model, not a curated record. Bases 1 to 1407 code for a protein of 468 amino acids.